AAAAAAAAAAUGAGAGCACUCAUCACAAUUUGCUUAGUGGCUGCUGUAUUUGCCGCAGAUACAAACAAAUUUGCUGUCCUCCUCCAAACUGGUACAAGAGGAAAUGAUGCUGUUGAAUCAGUGUACAACCUCUUGAGAGAUCUCAAGACAGAGAAUGUUAAUGUCUAAGCUGCUGCAGACAAAAAGAAUAACACUGAUGAGGAAAUCUUCUCUUAAGUUAUCGGUGACUUGACAAAUGUCGCCUCCCUCAAUAAAUAAUAAUGGGAAGCCCUCGGUGGAGUUAGAGGUGAUGUUGAAGCCUAAGUCAGGGAUGGAUAUUAAUGGUUGGCCUGGGCUGAAGGCAGACUUGCUGAAAUCGAAAGAAGAAAUGCAUAACUCUAAGAUUAAAGAUGUUGGGCCAAUGGACUCUUCGUCAGAUCCCUUGCUGAUCAUGCUGAUGCCAUCGGAGUAGUCACACUCUUGACUCAAGACGUUGCUGGAUUCCUCACAAACAAUGCUGGAGUUGAACUCGUUGAAAAAGCCUAAACAAUCGCUGACAAAUUGUCUGCCUACAGUCACCUCUUCUAAUAAGACGCCAUCGAGAAAUUCCAAUCCCUUGCCGAAGUUAAGAGAGAAGGAACAACUGGAGAACAAGUCCUUUCAAUCUUAUAAGAUUUACAAGGAGAAUUGGAAUCAACACUCGCCUAACUCUAAGAAUAAGAAAUCCACGCUGCUUUCGCUCUUGCCAAAUACGUUUCAGACACAAAUGCUGAAGUCGCAUGGUUGAACUCCGAACACGAAAGAAGAACAAACCUUGUUGAAAAAUUGGAAACCUAACUCCCAGCCGUCUUAGCCCAAUAAGCCAAGGCCCUCAAAUUAUGGAAAGAUUCAUUAAACGCCGUUGCUGGUGCCACUGCUGACUUGGAAGAAAAGAGAGAAUUCUAUGCCUCAGAAACCGUCAGAAGAGCAGAGGAAAAUGCUAUCAUUGAUGUCGUUAUCCAACUCUUCAAAGAUUAAGUCAGAUCAUUAGCUUCAUAAACAUCCCUUAAAAGAUAUUGAUGGGAUUAUUCAUAUAAGAAUUUAUCUUAAUUCAUUCAUUCCC
This is a messenger RNA of Paramecium tetraurelia, 1081 nucleotides long. RefSeq lists its product as uncharacterized. NCBI's taxonomy places the organism in Eukaryota, Ciliophora, Oligohymenophorea, Peniculida, Parameciidae. The record is from RefSeq and is a predicted model, not a curated record. The transcript is spliced from 5 exons.